CGUGAGGGCAAUCUACAUAAUAUAAAAGUGCCUUCCAUGACGUUCGCCGAUAGUUACCCAAGUACCACUAUAUAUGCACCUCUGGCUUGCCAUCGCAUAGUUUCCGCUGCACCAUAGGCAUCGCGCUACAAGCAAUGCGCGAUAAAUGUUUACUCGUCACACUUGUAUUGUUUUAUGCUGGCGUCCUACAAGCCGCAGGACAGCUUCAGCUCAACUAUUCCCAAGUCCUCUCCCUGAGCUUCAGAUUUUAUGAGGCACAGAUGUCCGGCGAUGUACCAACAUGGUCUCGCGCGUCGCAAGCAACUGGUGGAUGGCGCAACCGAAGUCACAUGCAAGACGGUACUGGGCCUAGCGGCAUAAAUGUGGACCUCUCCGGCGGCUGGUAUGAUGCUGGAGACCACCUCAAGCUGCACCUGCCCCUGGGGGUUUCCGCCAGCCUGCUGGCUUACAGCGCGCUAACCUGGGAGAGUGCCUACAGGAGAGCCGGACAGUGGGACAUCGCAGUGCGCAACCUCGACUGGGUAGCGACCUACAUGACAAAGUGCCACUACCAAGCCAGCGACACGCCCACCUCCAACGCCUUUGUGGGCCAGGUUGGCAACGUUGACACGGACCACAACACCUGGUGGGGCCGUCCGGAGCAGCAGCCGCAGGGGGGAUCCCAGGGCUCUGCGGGCUGGCGCCCAGUCCACGUGAUCACAUCGGCGGGAGGCAAGGGAGCAGACAUUGUGGGAGAGGCUGUGGCCACACUGACCGGUGCGGCUCUGCUGCUGAAGCGUGCGGGCGCCUACUCAAACCCUACCAAAGCGCAGACACUGCUGACCCGUGCGCGACAGCUGUUCGCAUUUGCCAAGACUGUGCCGAACACGUGGGCCCCUCCGUCCGGCUCCAACGCCUACCCGAGCAGCAGCUACAACGACGACAUGGCCUGGGCGGCAGCAUGGCUGUGCAGGGCUGACGUGGACGCGGGCGUGUCCGUGGGUAGCAGCACGUACUGCGCUGCCGCACUGCCGUACUGGGACGCUGCCAAGUACGGCAGCCUGGAUGUGUCGUGGGACAACAUGGCGGGUCCGGCCGCUCUGCUGCUGCGAGACACGGGUGCGGGCGGCGCCACGUACAUCGCCAGUUAUGACGACUUCAUCAACCGGCUCAUGACCAAGUGGACCUCCGUGCCGUCGUGCUCUACGGGGAAUGUUCCAUGCCUCACCAACGGCGGCCUGGUCUGGUACAACGACUGGGGCAGCAACCGCUACACGGCCAACGUGGCAAUGGCCGCACUCGCCUCCGCAAGAAACGGUAGCGGUGCGGGUCUGGCGCUGACCCCGGCUGCCCGUGUGUCGCGUCAUUGCUGGGCCAAGAAGCAGUUGUCGUACAUGCUCGGCGACAACAGCCGGAGCCAGUCCUACGUGGUUGGCUUCAAGCCCACUGCGCAGCACAACGCCCCCCAGAAGCCGCACCACCGCAGCUCCAGCUGCAGCCCCAACUACAGUGUGACGUGCGACUGGACGGCCCUGGACCUGUCGGGGCCCAACCCCAGCGUGCUGGCGGGGGCGCUGGUGGGCGGCCCGGCCAGGGACGAUAGCUACACCGACAACCGGCGUGACUACAUGAAAAACGAGGUAGCGCUCGACUUCAACGCGGGAUUCACGGCGGCGCUAGCGGGCCUCACAGGUUUGGAGCAGGGGCUUCAGGCGGCGGGAUGUUCCUGGACCAACUAUUGCGCCAUGGCGUGCUCGACUGCCAGCUCCCCACCUUCGCCACCACCCGCGCCAUCACCCAAGCCCUUCCCACCCCCGCCCCCGGCGCCUUCUCCCAGGCCAUUCCCGCCACCAUCCCCAUCCCCGUCUCCCAAACCCCCUCCGCCGCCUUCUCCCAAACCUUCGUCUCCUCCAACCCCUCCACCGCCUUCACCCAAGCCUUCACCUCCGCCAACCCCUUCGCCGCCUUCUCCUAGGCCCUCGCCUCCGCCCACGCCUUCCCCUCCACGGCCUCCUAGUCCGCCCCCAUCACCCUCUCCCAAGCCCUCACCGCCACCCUCGCCAUCACCCAAACCUUCGCCUCCACCCUCACCACUAUCGUCCACCUGUGAUCCAAGCGACUCCGCCUGCCAAGAGUGCUCCAAGUCGUACAUUACCGCAGCUAUCAGCUGCCGUACAUGUGUCUCCUCCAUGCGCAGCAUCGGCCAGGACGCCUGGCGCUGCUUCACAUGCGCCAACGGUCCCUUCCCCAUCUCCAACUCGUCCAUGCAGAGCGUCUGCCUAGGCGAAUGCGUGCCCGCAACCGCGGCUAAAGGUGCCGACUGGGCCUGCGACCAAUACUGUGCGGAUCCAUCACUUGUGGCAAACGACCCCACACGCUCCCGACAAUGCGGGACCUGCUUGAAGGGCGCAUCCAACCCAUGGGGCUGUCAGAACUGCAUGCAGGUUGCAAACGCUGUUGCGGACGCCGCGACGGCCCGGGCUUUUUGCUUCUCCUGCGUCACUAACCCAGCCUAUUUCGGCCGCGAGUGGGACUGCGGAGACUGUACCCAGAAGUACACAACGGCAGCGGACCGCACUGCCUGCAUGACCGCCAGAGUUGGAGUAAGCGGCAGACGGUUGUUACGCGCUAAAUAACCCAGCAGCGUUUGGUGCUAUAGUUGCAGGAUUUGGAUACAGCUGCAGGAGAAGGAUGGCGGCGAACAGCUCUCAUCAUCCCUGAAUCAAUAAUACUGUUGCUGCUGUACAUGGUUUCCGAUUUCAUGGUUUGUUAGGUACCAGGGUGCCGUCGCCUUAAAUAGACGGAAGGAUUGUUCGGUUUGCUGUGUGCUGCCGACCUCCUUCAGCAAUUUCUUGGUACGGUUGAGGGUGUCUUUGUUGCUUAGGGUUAGGCUGUAGCUGGAGUCAUCAUGUUGAUUAGGUAAGAUGAGAGGCUAAAUUAUUUGAUGCUUCAGCGUACCUAGCGAACAGCUUCUCAUUCAUGCUACUAAAUUGCACAUGUAUUCGACUCAAGACUUUCCGCAAAGACCUCGGCAUGCAUGGACACAUCUUCCGGUUUGGGUUGUCUUCUGCCCUAGAUGAGAUUUGUCGAGGUUUGCUGAGGGGCUCUUUUUGGCUUCUACCCUCUUGUUUACCUCCUGUGGUUUCUUUUAGGGCUGUGUCUCCCAUCUUGUUGGCCCCUUGUGGUGCUGUCUCUACGGUUUGUUCCGUUUCUUUUGCAAUGUAGGGUUGGGUUCAUCACCCGUGUUCCCUUUUAGGGCACCAUUGUAACGGUCAUUCAUUCACAUCUGCAAUAGGGCACAUCAUUCUGCACCAUCCGC
This is a messenger RNA of Astrephomene gubernaculifera, 3298 nucleotides long. The record is from the annotation of a GenBank genome assembly. Lineage: Eukaryota; Viridiplantae; Chlorophyta; Chlorophyceae; Chlamydomonadales; Astrephomenaceae.